AUGAAUUCCUACAAAUAUAAUAUCAGUUCAACUUCCUCUUCUUCUUCCGAUGAUUCAGAAGAGGAAAUGAGGGAUAUGGAGAACAAAGAAGUAGAUGACAUGAUCGACAAUGUCACUCAUACUUAUCUCCCAAUCCUUGUGUCAGCGGUCACUCCUAGAAUGAGACCAGGUGGACGUACUCGACCUCGGGCUGAUAGGGGUCGAGAAGAAGGUGAUUUAAGAUUAUACAAUGACUAUUUUGCAGAAAAUCCCGUUUACUCAAGUAGGUUGUUUCGACGUAGAUUUCGUAUGCAAAAGCAUGUUUUUGAGCGUAUCAUGAAUGAAGUUGUGAGGAACGACGACUGGUUCGAACAAAAGAGGGAUUGCACCGGUCGUUUUGGCUUGUCGCCGUUGCAAAAGUGUACCGCAGCAAUACGACAAUUAGCUUAUGGGUGUGCUUCUGACGCUUGCGAUGAGUACAUACGUAUUAGUGAUAGUACGGCAAGAUUGGCACUUCAGCGAUUCGUUGACGGCGUCAUUAACCAAUUUAGUAAUGUGUACUUAAGACGACCGAAUGAAGCCGAUCUGAGGAGGCUGUUACGAAUUGGAGAAGAACGUGGAUUUCCUGGCAUGAUUGGUAGCAUCGAUUGUAUGCAUUGGGAGUGGAAGAAUUGUCCAACAGCAUGGAGAGGGCAAUAUCAAGGAAGGGCAGGGGUAGCUACACUUGUGCUUGAAGCUGUAGCUGAUAGGGACUUGUGGAUUUGGCAUUCUUUUUUCGGAAUGCCGGGAAGUUGCAACGAUCUGAACGUGCUUCAUAGAUCUCCUGUGUUUCAAGAUGUUUUAGAAGGUCGAGCUCCGGCUGUUAAUUUCGUUAUAAAUGGCCAUCAAUAUAACAAAGGAUAUUACCUUACUGAUGGUAUCUACCCCAAAUGGGCUACUUUUGUGAAGUCCAUAACGAGCCCACAAUCUCAUAAAGAUAGACUCUUUGCAAGACAUCAAGAAGCAGCAAGGAAAGAUGUGGAACGAGCAUUUGGAGUGCUACAAGCUCGAUUUGCUAUUAUUCGGAUGCCAUCCCUUGCUUGGGAUGUGGACAUGCUUCAUAAGAUUAUGUUGGCGUGCAUAAUCAUGCACAACAUGAUAGUUGAAGAUGAACGAGAAACCUACCAAAAUUACAUGGAUCCAGCAGAGUUUGACGUAGGCGGGUCUCGACAUCGUUCUGCUCAGAGAAACAACGAAGAGCAAGAAGGUCGUUUUGAAUAUCAUAACGAUCGAAUUGUCGACAUCAACACGUAUUUGCAGCACAAAGCAGAAAUCGAAGAUCAACAAACUCAUUUAUCAUUGAAAAACGAUUUGAUCGAACAUAUAUGGGCAAAGUUCGGUACGAACGGAAACUAA
Messenger RNA from Beta vulgaris subsp. vulgaris (sugar beet), 1374 nucleotides. RefSeq lists its product as uncharacterized. Bases 1 to 1374 code for a protein of 457 amino acids. The record is from RefSeq and is a predicted model, not a curated record. NCBI's taxonomy places the organism in Eukaryota, Viridiplantae, Streptophyta, Magnoliopsida, Caryophyllales, Amaranthaceae. The transcript has a single exon.